Psylliodes chrysocephalus is the source of this 516-nucleotide messenger RNA. NCBI's taxonomy places the organism in Eukaryota, Metazoa, Arthropoda, Insecta, Coleoptera, Chrysomelidae. The record is from the annotation of a GenBank genome assembly.
AUUUUUUUAGGCUACUUUGCACCACAGCACCACAUUGCACCACAGUACCACUCUGUACCACAGCACCACUUUGCAUCACCUCCGGGAGUUGUCCAUAAUGCAAUGCCUCUCUAUGUUCAUCAUGAUAUGGUGGCUGUGCCAUCUACGAUCAAACCAAAAUCACCACCUAAACUUGAAGAUUCUUUACAUUGGCUUGCAUCUGUCAUAAGUGCCAAUAGAACCCUUACUCUACCAACCGGCGUUUUCAAAAUAGGAAAGUCCUCCCUAAAUCUUCCGACUGGUGAUAAAUGUCCUAAAAAUCCACAAGGUGGCGAAGGUACCUGUACGCUCAUUAAAGACUGUCCUGAAGUUUUUACUCUUUUGACUGAUUUUGACACAUACAAACAAUACUUCUGUCCCGUACAAAACAAGUUUGCUGGUGUAUGUUGCCCAAAGAAGAAGACAAGCUGAAUGAUCCAAAACAUGUUUGCGUAAAUGUUAAUUUAUAUUAUUUAAAAUAAAGAUUUAAAAUUUUAA